This is a messenger RNA of Setaria italica (foxtail millet), 966 nucleotides long. RefSeq lists its product as uncharacterized. The coding region runs from base 127 to 780 and encodes 217 amino acids. Lineage: Eukaryota; Viridiplantae; Streptophyta; Magnoliopsida; Poales; Poaceae. The transcript has a single exon. The record is from RefSeq and is a predicted model, not a curated record.
CUCCCUCCUCCUCCUACUCCGACUACUAGCAAAGCAAACCCAAGCAGAGAAAGCAGACUAGCAGAGCAACCGCGAGUCCGCCAAGCCGAGAAGCGCGCACCACACCUUCGCCGGCGAGCGAGAUCGAUGGACCUCCUCGAGCACCCGUUCGAGGCCGUCGCGUUCCGCCUCUACUCCCUCCCGGAGGCCUCCGCUGCCACCGGCGCCGCCGCGUGGACCUGCCUCGCCGCGGUCCUCGCCGCUGCCGCGGCCGCGGGGCUCUGGCGCCUCCGUGCCUCCUCCGCGCCCACCGCUGUCGCCACCGCCGCCACGAAGCCUCUGGAGCUGGAUCCGGCACCCGCGGAUGAGGCACCGACUGCGCCGUCCUGCGCGUCGGAGCCGGCCGCGGCGCCGUCGCCCAAGGAGCGGUACACGGCGUACUACCGCGACCCGUGCCGCGUCGGGUGCUGCGACGACGCGGGCGACGAAUACGCCCGCGGUGACGACGACCGGGAGGAUGAAGCGGAGGAGCACGACGACGACGACGACGCAGGCGCGUAUCGGACUCGAUCGAAGACGACGACGGGCCCUUUCGGAUGGGACGAGGUGGUUCGGUCGCUGCCUCUCAGUCUCAGCCCGUCGGCGGCGAAGGUGGAGAUGGGGCUGGGGCCGUACCGUAGCCCGACGGCGCUCGGCGGCAGCGUGGUGCAGCUGUGGGACCAGGUCGCGGGGGGCGGGUUGACGCCGACGUCGAGCCCGCGGUGGAGGAACCGAGUGGCCGCCGCCGCCCCGGGCUUCUGAAGCCAUCAAAAGUAGCAAUAAAUUUGGCAUUUUUGGUCGGGGAAGAAAACAAACAAGAUUCCGCAGCUGUUAACCGCUCUAGCUAAACCUGUACCACCAACAUGUAAAUACGAUCCCGCAUUCGCCUGAAGCGCAUGAUGAGCUCCCGAUCGCAUUCAACUCAAUCGUCCGGCAGCUUAAAAUCAA